Jatropha curcas is the source of this 632-nucleotide messenger RNA. Lineage: Eukaryota; Viridiplantae; Streptophyta; Magnoliopsida; Malpighiales; Euphorbiaceae. The record is from RefSeq and is a predicted model, not a curated record.
UAAGCUUUCAAGUACCAAUAACCCACACACAAUCGAUCCUCUUAUCGAAAUCCAUCUCUUUACAUUUACAUAUCCAUGGCUUUGCAAAAUAAUGCAGCACUUCUAAUCUUCAUUGCAAUCACCUUCUGUGUAGUCUCCGUCUCCGCCUUCGCCAAAGUGUUCGUGGUCGGUGAGGCUGACGGCUGGACUGUUGGUCCUGACUACAAAAAAUGGGCUGAAGAUAAGGAAUUCUCCAUUGGAGAUAUUCUAACAUUUAACUACGAGAAAGGUCAACAAGACGUAUUAAGAGUGAACAAAGAAAAUUUCGAUUCCUGCGAUACAUCAUCUCGUAUUUCAAGUUAUGCCUCUGGACAAGACCUCGUCACUCUGAUGGAACCAGGCGAAUAUUACUUCAUAUGCGGGAAACCUGGGCAUUGCCAAGGUGGUCAGAAGUUUAGUAUCCAUGUUGCAUGAAACUGUUCUUCCUAAAGAGUAGCCUCAAUCAACUUCUCAGCUUCUCCUGUCAAUGAAUAUGCGUGGGAAAUCUUAUAAUAAAGAUUGUUAGUAGAAAAAAAUUUAACUUCGUUUCCUUCCUAGAAACACAUUUCUUUAAUUUAGUAAAUAAAUAAAAAUUUUUAUUGGUUUUUUUUUUU